Molecule: messenger RNA, 2007 nt
Organism: Polistes dominula (European paper wasp)
Lineage: Eukaryota; Metazoa; Arthropoda; Insecta; Hymenoptera; Vespidae
Gene: Gk1
Product: Glycerol kinase 1
Biological process (GO): triglyceride metabolic process; phosphorylation; glycerol metabolic process
Cellular component (GO): mitochondrion
Molecular function (GO): glycerol kinase activity
Source: RefSeq, a predicted model, not a curated record
GAACAAACAGAAAAAAGAUAUAGAAAUAAAAGAAAUCCAAAGAAAUAGUUAAAUAUUAUUAUCAUGUCUGAUAUUUUACGACUGACAUAUGUUCUAAUAAUUUUACCCAUUUAAUUAUAUAUGACGGGUCGAUAAAUUUUUUAAUUAUUUUAUUCACAAUUUAGCGCCCUUUAAAUUACAAAUAAUUAUUACUGCCCAAUGAAUUUAUUUUGCCUUGAGUCACAUGUUGCUAUUAUGUAAUUAAAUAAGUCAAGGUUAUAUAUAGGCCAAAAUAAAAAAUAGUUUAAUAUCGAAAAAGGAAGUUGAACGACAAUUAAGAAUAAUGCCUGAAAAUAUUAAUCGUUCUGCAACUCUCAUAGGUGCAAUUGAUGAAGGUACGAGUAGCGCUAGAUUUUUGGUAUUUGAUAUUGUACUUAAAAAAGUAGUGGCAUCUCAUCAAAUUGAGAUCAAACAAAAGUAUCCUCAAGAAGGAUGGGUAGAACAAGAUCCAAAAGAGAUCCUUCAAGCUGUAAUACAAUGUAUAAAAAAAACAGUCGAAAAAUUAAAAGAGUUUGGCAUAAGUCCAUCAGAUAUCAAAGCAGUUGGUAUUACAAAUCAAAGAGAAACUACUUUACUUUGGGAUAAAGAAACAGGAGAACCUUUGCAUAACGCAAUUGUAUGGUUAGAUAUGAGAACGACAACAACGAUGGAAGACGUACUUGAAAGUAUUCCAAAUAAAACUAGGAAUAAAAAUUAUUUAAAACCUCUUUGCGGUCUUCCAAUGUCUCCUUACUUUAGUGCAUUAAAAAUACGAUGGUUAAUCGAUAAUGUACCACGUGUUAAGCAGGCUAUUGAAGCACAAAGAUGUGCUUUUGGAACAAUUGAUACUUGGUUGAUAUGGAAUCUUACCAAGGGACAAUUACAUAUGACAGACGUAUCUAAUGCAUCGCGUACAAUGUUAAUGAAUAUAGAGACUUUAAAAUGGGAUCCUUUAUUAUGUCGUUUCUUUGGAAUACCUCAACAUAUCCUUCCACAAAUAAAGUCAAGCGCUGAAGUAUAUGGUACUAUUUCAAAUCCUUCAGUUUUGGCUGGUAUACCUAUUGCAGGUUGCGUAGGUGAUCAGCAAGGAGCUUUGUUAGGUCAGUUGUGUUUAAAACCAGGAGAGGCAAAAGCUACAUAUGGCACUGGCUGUUUUUUACUUUAUAAUACUGGAAAUGUAAAAGUUGACUCAACUCAUGGCUUGAUAACAACAAUUGCUUAUAAAAUAGGAAAAUCGCCAGCAGUUUAUGCGUUAGAAGGAUCAGUAGCAGUAGCAGGAGCUGCUUUAUCUUGGCUGAGAGACAAUUUAGAACUCUUUAGUAAUUUUUCCCAGUCACAAGAUAUGGCAGAAAAUGUCAGAUGUUCCGGAGAUGUAUAUUUUGUUCCUGCGUUUUCUGGUUUAUAUGCACCUUAUUGGCAACAGGAUGCACGCGGAGUUAUCUGUGGUAUUACUGAAGAUACACAACACUAUCAUAUUGUCAGAGCUGCUCUUGAAGCGGUAUGUUUCCAAACAAGAGAUAUUUUAGAAGUUAUGGCAAAAGAUUCUGGUACGAAAUUGACAACACUUCAAGUUGAUGGUGGAAUGACUGUAAAUAAUUUAUUGAUGCAACUUCAAGCAGAUUUAACUGGAAUAACCGUUGUAAGACCUAAUAUGGUAGAAACAACGGCAUUAGGUGCAGCCAUCUUGGCAGGUGUUGGAACUGGCUUAAUUGAUAUUAAUGAUAUAGAUGUCUCGCAAGUUACGAAAUUUACACCUGUGAUAGGAGAAGAUGAACGAGAUCUCAGAUAUUCCAAAUGGAAAAUGGCUAUAGAAAGGUCCAUGAAAUGGGAUAAUUCUUCAACGUUGAUGAACGAUUAAUUAUUUGUAUAAAACUUGUAAGUAUUAGUUUACAAAUUCUAGCGAAUAAUUGAUAUGUGCACAAAAGAAAGAAUCAUUUUUAUAAAAGAUACUCUAAACACAUCUAUACAUAUUUUCUUCUCUUGCUUGUA